GAAAAGAAUGAGCAGAAAGAGAAGGCUUUUUGGUUUCUUUUUCUUGUAUUUGAACGAAUAAUAAAAACGCUCCUUUGACACCGAUGCUUAUAGCAAAUCUAUUCUAUCUCUUUUUUUUCUUUUCUUUUUUGGGUGAGGUUUCCCCAGGGUUUUUCUUUUGAUCUUCUCGAGGGUUCACACUUGUUGUUCACACCAUCUCCAUAUAAAUCUUAGCUGCCUUUUCUCUCUCCAUCUUGUCUUCUCUUCGGUUUCUUUUCGAAUCGAUAAUCUUUUGGUGGGUGCAAAAGAAAGACUUAAUAAUCUUGUGGCUUUGUGUGGUUCGCUUGUGGUAGUUGGUAUGGAGGGACACCAUCACCAUCAUCACCAUCAUCAUCCUCAGCAGCAGCAGCAGCAUCAUCAGCAACAGCCUAUCAGUGUUAACGUUGAUGCUGAUAGAUUUCCUCAAUGGAGUAUUCAGGAGACGAAUGAGUUUUUGAUGAUCAGAGCCGAGCUGGAUCGAAGUUUCAUGGAGACCAAGAGGAACAAGCUGCUUUGGGAAGUUAUCUCUACGAGGAUGAGGGAAAAGGGUUAUAAUCGAAGCGCUGAACAGUGCAAGUGCAAGUGGAAAAACCUCGUUACUCGAUACAAGGGAUGUGAAACGAUGGAAGCAGAAGCUGUGCGGCAACAAUUCCCAUUUUACAAUGAGUUGCAGGCCAUAUUCUCAGCAAGGAUGCCAAGUAUUCUAUGGUCAGAAGGUGAAGGAGGAGCGACAGGGUCGAAGAAGAAGGCGAUGCAGCUAUCUUCAGAUGAGGAAGAAGAUAUGGAGGAAAACGAGAUAGAUAAGGGAAGCAUUAGGAAAAAGAAAAAAGGCAAAACUGGUGCAGGUAUGGGUGGGGCUACAAGCGGAAGCAGCAAUAAAAAUAAUAAUAUAAAGGAGAUUUUAGGGGAUUUCAUGAGGCAACAGAUGCAGAUGGAAAUGCAAUGGAGAGAAGCGUUCGAGGCAAGGGAAAACGACAGGCGGCUGAAAGAGAUGGAAUGGAGACAGACCAUGGAAGCUUUGGAGAACGAAAGGAUAAUGAUGGAUAGAAGAUGGAGAGAAAGGGAAGAGCAAAGAAGAAUGAGAGAAGAAGCUAGGGCUGAGAAGAGAGACGCUCUCAUCACAGCACUGUUAAACAAGCUCAGAAGAGAAAAUCACAUGUAGUGAAGGGUCAGCUACCGAUCAGGAGGGGUCACUUGUUUAUUUUUCAUGUUUUUGGAGAAGAGGAAGCUUUGUUUGAGAUCAGGUUUGUCCUAGAACUCUCAUUCUAUAUAUGAGAUCAAUAUGUUUUUUAGUUCUAUGGAUUUCUCUCCUUCUGUUUUGCCAACUGACGCUUGAUCUUAUGCUAGUAAGAGAGAGCUUCCAUUUUCUUAGUUUUAUAUUGUUAUUUUCUUCUUCAUUGCCAUUGAUCUGUUAAUCAUUAAGAGGUGGCCAUGAAAGCAAAUUUCAAAAGCACCAUGAAUAAAAAGCUCCAAGGUCUUUAGAUAUUUUAGGUGGUAGUUUAUAAAGAAAUUAAACAAUCUACACAGCAACUGCUCCACAAAUGAUAGUGUUCGAGAUAAUGCUAAGCAAAGUAAAUAUUCAUAGUGGAUACUGUCGAAAAUGGUCUAUUCUUGCUAAUGCCUCUCAACUUCUUCAAAGUGUCGUAUCUUUCACUUGCAUACAUAGUCCAAUCUCUUCAUAAAUAUCCCUGGUAUGCAGGUUUAGUGCUAUCAAUUACACAUUCGUGAUCGCAGUUGUGGGAGCUUCAAUCCCACAAGUUUAAAAUGUAAACGUGUUAGCAGCUAUUUUUUUUUUUUUUACAACAACAAUUUGGGUUUUUGGUUUCCACUAAUCCUAAAGUUGUUUGAAGACAUUAUUCUUUUCUUGCUUUACAAUACUAGGACCGAAUGACCCAGAGUGAUGGUGUCAAAACAAAAUGGUCCAUUCUUGCUAUUGCCUCCCAACUUCUUGAAAGUGUCGUAUCUUUCGCUUGCAUACAUAGUCCAAUCUCUUCAUAAAUAUCCCUGGUAUGCAUGUCUACUGCUACUCAUUACACAUUCAUGAACGCAUUUGUGGGAGCUUCAAUCCCACAAGUUUAAAAUGUUAAAUGUGUUAGCAGCUACUGUAUUUUUUUUAUAAUAAGAAUUUGGGUUUUUGGUUUCCAUUGAUCCUAAAGUUGUUUGAAGACAUUAUUAUUUUCCUGCUUUACAAUACUAGGACCGAAUGACCCAGAGUGAUGGUGUCAAAACAUGUGUUUGACUUUACCGGAUUAGACCUCCCUUGUGUGUUCAUGCAUUUUCUAAUGAGCGAGGUAGGUAAACUAAUGAGUGAUAAAGAAGGCUACAAUAUGUGAGCCAUACUCCCCAAAAUGAUUUCCCUCCAUGGAAAACUUAAACAGUCAAAAUAUGUCAAGGCGAUAGUUGAAAGGUUUCUAUCUUGAUAUAAGAGUGGGUUAAGGUCAAACAGGUCUAGCUGAUGAUUUUUAAGAUGUUUAAGCAAGACUAAUUAUUCCUGCAUUUUUAGUUUAGUACCAAAUACCUUGCUCAAGCUAUGAACAUAGAUUUUGUUUAUUUGUUAGUCUAUAUACUAGUAAUCAUUUGAAUGUAAUAUGCAUGGAUUUAUUUUUUAUAUAACAAAAUAAUUGACAAUAGUAUGUAUACAUGUGGAUUGUUCAUGAGCCCCUUUUUUAUUUAUGUUCAUACUUGUUAAAAACAAGUCAUUGUCUAACUGAUUGUAUUUGUCUCAUUGUAAGUGGAGUUUGAGUGGCUUGCAAUGGGAGUUUUCCUUGUUCAUUUAUAUUUGUCACUAUGAGAAUAAUUCAAGAUGAAUUAUUUCUUAUACUCAUAUAUAUUAUGUGAUAUUUGAACCUAAUUUAACUUUAUCUUUAUUAUGUAUAUAAAUAUGGAUUAAGCAUAUUUCUUUACAUUCAAUUAAAAGGUGUUUUGGGGUAUGAUCAUGACUAUGUUAUUUAUGUAAAUUUGCAUGCACAAAAAUCUAGCCAACUCAUUUAAAAUUCAUUAAUUAAAAGAACUUUCGAAUAGCCAUUAAUUAUAAUUGAGUUUAAUUAACUUUAGGAUUUCACUUUUUAAGGUGUUAAUAUAUAUUUUGUGUUAGUGGUAAGAUCACGAUAACAUAUGGAUAAGCGUUGGGUUCAUUUCUAGCACCUUCAAACAUGAAAAAAAAAAAAACAUCAUGGGAACUAGUAACAAGAAUUCCAUGGAGUAUUGAAAACAUAUUUACGAUAAAAUUUAUAAAAAAAAAAAAUUAUAUUUGAUGCAUAUUAUACACUAUUAGUGCACUACUUUUUUUUUAUGAAGACAGUGAAUUAUUGUUAGACCGUCAUGAUUUCUGUUUGUCAAGUGGUGUACGAUCAAUCCAGUGUAAGUAGCUGCAUUUGUUGUGCUGACCCAAGUGUUUUUUUUUUUUUUUUUCAUGUAUCAAGACUGAUGUUCAUCCAUGCUCAAAACGAUUUUACAUAUAAAUUAAUUGAAAAUUUUUGUCUUAUCAAAAAUAGAAUAAUUUAUUUUCUCAUACUUUAUUAAGAUAAUUGUUUCAUUACAUGCAAGCUGCUAAAUACAUAUUUUUAUAUUAUUGUUUUUUGUGAUAGUGACAAGUAGGGACUCAUGGAUUUAUUCUUACUUGAGUUUAUUAGGAUUGAGUUUUGAUUUCUAAGGUUAAAGAUAUAGUUACAACUUUCAUUUCUUACCUAUUCUUACUUUAUAAUAUGAUAUGAUAUGUGAUAUCGUAUUUAAAUUUAAAUACGUAGAGAAUAUGAUCAAGUAAAGAAAACUAGCUGAUUAAAAAGAAAUCUAACAUCAAUUAGUUGAUUAUUUAUACGGAUUGAUGUACGUUAUUGUCACUAUAUCAUUGAAAAUGUUUAGUACUAUAUGAAAAAGUGUGAAAGCUAGCUAGCAAUGAGUCUUCACGUGAUUGCAACACAUAUUUGUCUGCUAGAGUUUGCUUUUCAUAUCUCAUAGCACUUGUGCUCUCUCUUAUUGUUUGCAAGUGAUUCAAGUAAUUAAUAUUUUGCUGACUCCAGAUUUCAUAAGUUAUGGCUUUUUCUCGACAAUAUUGUUUUCAAGUUUAUAGUAGCAUUGAUUGCUGCAUCUUCCAAAUCCAUAUGCACUAAUAAUGAUAGUUUCUCCUUUAUUUUCCCAUGAACUUUGGCAAUAUUAUUUCUUGUACUGACAUCAUUUCAUUUUUUUCCAGUUUGCAACUUUACAAACUACCCUCCUUGCCAUUGACUCUUAUGCUCUGUCUGCAAAAAUAUGCCUGAACUGGUUCCAUUUUUGUAUGGUGAUGUUGGCUUUUCACCAUCACACCCCGAUGUCUUGUUUAGGCAAUCGACGGCAAAUAAUUGUACUGUAUGUUUUUUAUUAUCUUUAGAUAUGAUUUGAUUUUCAAAUAGUUUCACAUAUUAUCUUUGCCGGUUGGAUAUUGGAGACAACCAAGCUUCCAAGAAUUUCACCAUGUAAUCCAUCAAUAUAUGUGAGACAUCUGAAAACAUACAAAAAGAGAAAAAAAAAGAAAAACCUUCAUAUUUGCAGGACAGCUAACGUCAUUACCGUGUUAAUUCACCGACGUAUAUAUACAUAUAUAUAUAUAUAUAUAUGGUAUGUUGUGCCAGCUGGAUUUAUGAUUCGUACGUGGAAAACUUUGCAAAUUGUGGCAAUAAUUUUUCAUUUAGGUUUAGAUUUGGCUUCUCAUCUAACUUAAUUCACUUCUUUUUCUUUUUUUUUUCUUUUCUCUCCCUUGAUUGCUAAUGGUGGUCCAAUGAUAAAUUGCAUGUCUGUAUUAUUUUGGCAUCAAAUAUGAGCCAAAGCAAUAAAAAAUAUACAUAUUUCACGAUUUAGUUAUUA
Messenger RNA from Durio zibethinus, 4857 nucleotides. Lineage: Eukaryota; Viridiplantae; Streptophyta; Magnoliopsida; Malvales; Malvaceae. The record is from RefSeq and is a predicted model, not a curated record.